Molecule: messenger RNA, 2470 nt
Organism: Synchiropus splendidus (mandarinfish)
Lineage: Eukaryota; Metazoa; Chordata; Actinopteri; Syngnathiformes; Callionymidae
Gene: kcnk1b
Product: potassium channel, subfamily K, member 1b
Exons: 3
Coding region: 153-1160 (335 amino acids)
Biological process (GO): stabilization of membrane potential; potassium ion transmembrane transport
Cellular component (GO): membrane
Molecular function (GO): potassium ion leak channel activity
Source: RefSeq, a predicted model, not a curated record
CCACUGACGUGAACGCACCAAGUGCCGGAGCAGGUUUCACGCAGACCACAUCCUUAUUGUGUUGUCCUCUCUCUCAGGCGUCAGGUGGCCCUGUCCAUCCUCUCUGGAUCGGCCUCUCUUUAUCCAAAUCUAUAGGUUUAUUUGUUAUCACAAUGCUCCAGUCUCUGGCCAGUAGCUCGUGUUUUCGCUUAAUACAGAACCACAAAUCGACGUGGUUCUUUGUGUCGCUGGUCCUCGGGUACGUCCUUUAUCUCGUGUUCGGCGCGGUGGUGUUCUCGUCCGUCGAGCUCCCUUAUGAAGACGUUCUGCGCCAGGAGCUGAGGGCCAUGAAGAAACAGUUUCUCCAGGAGAACGACUGUCUCACCGAGGAGCGACUGGAACGGUUCCUCAAGAAGGCGCUUGACGCCAGUAAUUACGGCGUGUCCGUGCUGAAUAACGACUCCGCCAACUGGAACUGGGACUUCACCUCGUCCCUGUUCUUCGCCAGCACCGUCCUCUCCACCACAGGUUAUGGCCACACAGCUCCCCUGUCAGACCUCGGCAAAGCGUUCUGCAUCAUCUACUCGGUGAUCGGCAUACCAUUCACCCUCCUCUUCCUGACUGCCGUGGUGCAAAGGAUCAUGGUCUACAGCACUCACAGGCCUAUCUCAUACUUCCACACUCAGUGGGGUUUUUCCAAACCCCUAGUCGCCAUCGUCCACGCCUCCGUCCUCGCCAUGCUGGCUGUCUCCUUUUUCUUCCUCAUCCCCGGGGCCAUCUUUUCAGCGCUGGAGGACAACUGGAACUUUUUGGAGUCGUUCUACUUCUGCUUCAUUUCCCUCAGCACCAUCGGCUUGGGCGACUACGUACCCGGCGAGUCUGCCAAUCAGAAAUUCAGGGAGCUCUAUAAAGUGGGAAUCACAGUCUACUUAAUAAUGGGCCUGAUCGCCAUGCUGGUGGUGCUGGAGACCUUCUGUGAGCUGCAGCAGCUGAAGCAGCUGAGGAAGAUGUUCUACCUGAAGAAGGAGAAGGCCAACGACCAACUGGCCAUCCUGGACCACGACCAACUGGCUUUCAGCACCGUGUCUGACAUGUCCCUGGUCCAGCACGAGGACAAGAGCCAGCUGUUUGUCAGCGUCACAAGCCUGUCCAGCCCCAGCGACGACCCCAUGAUCCAGUAGCCGGAGGGCAGUGAGGGAAGAUGGAAAAUAAAAAGGGAUCGCCCUCACUGUCAAGAAUUUUUAGGCAUCGUUUCAGCCCCCUUUAGUUUGCUGCGAUAAAAUAGAAUAAUUUGAAUCAUUCACAAAAUACUGAUCGAGUCUUUCAAGAUCUAGGAAAAGGGACAGAGGAUUUUAAUUCAUUUUGUUUGAGACCGAGGUCUUUCAUGAUAGGAAUUAAUCAGUGUUAAUAUUUAGUGAUAAUAUUUAUCAAGUUUCAUUUUAGGUAGCGCACAUCACAUGGUCCAGACGCUUUAAUGCGGUCUCUAAAAUGCUUCUUAUACCUCAAGGUGAUAAAUACACUUUAAAUAGUUUAUAAGGGAAAACCAUAGGAGUUUUAAAACUGAAUUAUUUGCUCACAUUCCGGAUAAGAGCUUGACUAUUCAUUUGUACUUAAGGAGCCGUGUCGUGUCAUGAUGUUGUUUCUCGUGGGCGACAGAUUUGACUGUAAAGCUGUGCAUCAGAAGGGAUUCUAUUGAAACGGCUGUUUUAUUUGCACAUGUGCAGAGGCCGGUCUGCGCUACUGAAACACAGGGACAUUCCUCUGACACUGUUUUCAGUCACUGCAGAUGUUACUUUAAAUAUCCGACCUGAAAAGGCUUGAGAAUUGCUGCGAGCAAUUUUACUGUAUUUGAAUGUAUUUUUUUUUCCCAGAGGAGGGAGACAGGAAACAUGGUGUUGAUAAGUUGAUGGCUCUUCUGUUCCUCUUAAUGCUAAAUCCUUGCAUGGGAUCACAUUUUAUGUCUCAUCUCAGACACAGUUGAAGCUCAGCUAAAAUGGUUGUGUUGUUGUGUGGCCUGAAGAGAGAGCGGAGCGGCUCCUCGUCGCUCAGCAGAUGGUGUCAUGUUUACUGAAAACAGUCUGUGCGGGUGAACUGUGAAGCAUAAACACUGUAUUUGUCAUCUCUAAUGAGACAUUUUAGAUUCCGUCAUGCGAUGUUUUCCCUCUGACUGUUGUUAGCAGACACUCUAUUAGAGAAACCUGUCAUCCUUGUCAUCACUCCCCUCAUCCUUCAACUCGCCGCAGUCUGUCUUCAAAUGUGUCUCGAGUGCCUGUGUUGCCUCCGACGAUGAAGGCAAAAACACUGAUGUUAUUUAUUUACACUAUUUAAGUAUUUGUUCUGCAUGGGACUGAAUUUGUGCACACUGCACGUUGUUCCUGAGCGUUAGUUGGUGUGCUACUCUGUCCGUGUGGCAAAAUCAUUUCAUUCAUUGAAAAAUUGUGCGCUGUAUAGUAUCAUUGUGUCUUAAAUAAAGUGGUGGUUUAAUAACUGC